UUUACAGUUUCGGCUCCGGAUGUUCAAGGCAACAAGAUAAACAAGGUAGAAACCUGAUUUAAACACAAAUACUCGUGAAUUUGUCUACUUCUUCAGACUGCAUUAUGUGAAGGGACAUGGUGAUGUAAUUCGUAAAAACGGAUGGCAGAAUAUGGAAUCAGAACUUUUGAUUGGCUGGCAGGAGGAACGGACGGAGCUGAGGGCAGAGCUGUCACGCCUUCAGGAUGAGUUGGCUGAGAGCAGAGCAGAGAGGGAGGAGCUUGAGUCCCGUGCUCAAGCUUUGACUGACAGGCUGUCUCAGACGCUAAACCCAUCACUAUCGUUAUCUUUCCGUCUGGACGAUGAACAACGAGAAUGGCGGAAGAAGCUCCGAGAGGGCAGAGAGAGAGAAGCCAGACAAGCCCUGCUUAUUCAUAAGCUUCAGAACAAGGUGGUGGAGUACAGAGCUCGCUGUCAGGCUUUGGAGCAGCAGGUGAUCGGUGAGGAGAGAGAGCUGAGGGUGAGAGAGAGAAUGUUACGGGAUGAACGCAGCGACACGUUGGAGAGCACACUCAUUAGACUGGAGGAGGAACAGCAGAGAAGUAUGGGGCUUUCUGAGGUUAAUGUUCUUCUGCGGAGUCAGCUUAGCCAAUCGACCGAGGCGAAUGAAGCCAUGAGAGAUGACCUGCGAAAGCUAACUGCGGAUUGGUCCAAAGCAGUGGAGGAGGUGGCGCAAAAAGAAAUCGACUGGCAAAAAGAAAAGGAGACUCUGACAAGCCACAUAGGAAAAGAGCAGACCAGACUGAUGACUCUUUGGGGACGUGCGGUCACACUCAAACGCCAGUGUCACUCUCUGAAGACUGCGACUGACAAGGACUUGUGGGAGCUAAGAGCAGAGUUUUCUCGCGUCUCCUCCUCUCUCCUCUCUGCGUGUGCUUCUCCUCCUUCAGCCCCCACCCUGCGCCUCGAUACCACAGCAUCACAUCCUCUCUCCUCCAGUCAGGGGCCGCUGUCUCUUGAUGAUCUGAAUUAUGAGCAGUCAACUGAAUUUAAAGUCAACCUCCAAUCAGAGACUCAGGAACUCAGAAACAGAGUCACAGAGCUUAAUAUGACCAUUACAGCUCUUAAAUCUGAAAGAGAAAAACAGGAGGUAGAGAUGGAGAGAAGACACAGGCAGGAAAUGGAAAGAGAGCGAGAACAAGAGAGGAAGUGGGAAAAACAGAUAGAAAUGGAGAGAAAUUUUGAAUCUGUCAGGAAUGCUGUCACGACACUGUGGAGGGUUUUGAACUCUCAUCAGAUAAGCGAGCAGUCUGUCGAGGAUGUGUCCAGUGAAGGACUGUCCACUGUCCUCUCCAUCAUCGCUCAAGCUGAGACUGCCCUGCAAUGGAGACAACAAGAAGUGCAGGAUGCUCAGGUGAGCAUGCGAAGAUUGGCGGUGGAGAAAGAAACUCUGGAGGAACGAACUACACAGUUGGAGAGGGAGGUGGAGGAGCUUCAGGAGCAGAAUAAACAAGGAGCAAUGCAGAUCAAACACACUCAGGAACUACUAAACAGUGAGCGGGAGAUGGUGGACAGUUUACGCAGUCAAGCGGAAGAGGCUGAGAGACUCACGGAGGAGUUGAGAAAAGAGAACGAACACAUGAGACGGCAAAGAGAGAGAGAGGAGCAAGAGAAAAUCCAGCUGGAAAUAGAGAGACAGAAACGAGUGGAGGCGGAGAUGCUGGAGGCAGCUCAGAUGUGUGACAGAGAGACUCGCAGUCGUCUGGAGUUGCACAGCCUACAGGGGGCGCUAGAGAGAGAGAAGAUGGACAGGGAACGAACCGAGCAGGAGGCAGCUGACACGAAAGAUGCUUUACUCAAGGCACGAGAGUCAUUACUGGCCCUGUCAUCCAGUCAAACCCAGCUGAAGAGAGAGCAGGCAGAAGGUCGGGAUGCCCUGGAGAGAAUGGCCACUUUAAAUGAAGCCCUGGCCAAGGACAAGAGAGAACUCAGUGUUCGUGCUCUUCAGCUGGAGACCGAGGUGGCAGAAGCCCAAGCCCAAAUCCAGGCACUUGGCUCCGAGAUGGCGGGUUUGCGGAGGGAACUGAAGACUGCGUCUCUGGAGGCCAAUGAAUUAAGGGAACGGAGAGAGACGGAUCAGAAAACCCUGCAGGAGCUCCGAGGAAAAGCGAGAGAGCUGGAAAAUGAGCUGGACACUGAGAAAGAGGCGAAAGAGAGGGAGGGGACUGCUCUUAAGGAGGAGAUGACUAUCAGUGAACAAAGAAUUGAAGAGUUAUCUGAGCAGAACAGUGCUGUAAUGAAGGAGCUACAGGGUGUUCAGACCAAACUGCUGAAAGCGACAGAGCAGCAGAGAAAAGCAGAACGAGAGAGAGAUGACCUGCUGAGAGAGAGCGAGAGACUACGGGACAGAAUAUGUGCACUGGAGAGAGAGGAGGAGGAACUCACCCGGAUUAAAGAGGAACUUGGAGGUGUGGUGGUUUGUCUCCAGGAGCAGAUGGCUCAGGUUCAGAACCAAGCCUCAGGUCUGGAGGUAAAGUGCAGUCAGCUUCAAACACAGGUGGAUACGCUCACACAGACCAAAGAUGUCUUGCAAGGAGAGAUUCAGUGUCUACAGACAGACCUGGGGAGAGAGAUGGUAGAGAGGGAACGGGAAAGACAAGGAGCAAUGGAGGAGAAAAAGAGGAGUGAAAGACAAAUAGAAAACCUGCAGUCCGAAUUCACAAAACUUCAGUAUGAUGCAGAACAAGCUUCAGAGAAAAAUAAACGACAAGAGGACGAGAGCAAAACGGAGAGAGAAAAAUGGCAAAGAGAGAGAGAAGCUCUGCACACCGAACUCGGACAGAAAGAUGGAGAAGUGGAGAUAUCGAGGAAUAGGAUAGAUGGGUUAUUAAAAGAAAAAGGAGAGCUUUCAGAGCUCUUGGAGAAGAGAAAUACAGAACUAGACAAACUACGUACAAAAUUGGCAGCAGAGCAGAAAACUGCUGAGCUUAAAUUGAAGGACGCAUGUGAUGAAAUUGAGAGAUGGAAGGAAAAAGAAAAUGAGAUUCAGAGAGAAAAAAACGAGUUAAAUCAAAAGUUAAUGGAAAGAGCGGACAUAGAAACUCAGAACCUCAAGAUUGCAGAGAUGGAGAGGGCUAAGAUGUCCGACCUGUUGAAGAAGAAAGAGGAUGACGUUAGGAAAAAACAAGAGGCCAUUGAAGAGUUAAAACUGAAAGUCCAAUCGCAUGAGAGAAUAAUUGACAGUCUGGAAAUUGAGUUAAAAGAGAAAGAGACCAUUGAAAGCAAAGCUGCAAUCCUGGAGGAACAGAACGUUCAGCUGAAAGAGAGAGAAAUAGAGAAAAUGAAGGAAAAUGAAACCAGACUAAAGAAAAGAGAUGAACUUGAAACAAGGUUGAGAGGACAGCUGGAGCAGAAGGAUGGAGAACUGAUGGAGCUCAAAAGCAGAGUUGAAGAACUGACUAGAGAGAAAAAACACAUCUCAAAUCUUAUGAAAGAAAGAGAGCAAGAUGUUGAAAAAUUACAGACUUCACUGUUGACAGAAAAGAGGACGUAUGAACUAAGGCUGAAAGAGGCAAAAGACGACACGGAUUGGUGGAAGAGACAAGCAAGCGAUGUGGGAAAAGAGAAGGAAAACAUAAAGUUGGUCACUGAAAGAGAGAGAGCUGAACUGACAGAACGUCUUCGAGAACGAAAAGAAGAGAUACAGACGAAAGAAGAUGACAUUGAAGAUCUCAAAGGUAGAAUUGAGUCGUUAGAGAAGAAACUUAAGAUGGAUGCUGAUCAACUUGAACGCUUAAAUGCGCAAAAUUCACAGAUGAAAGAGAGAGAGAUGGAGAAACAGAAAGAGCUGGAGAGGAAUCAAACAGAGCUGAAGGAACUGAAAACAGAAUUAGAAGAUCUUAGUAUCAAAAUGGAGGGAGUUGUUCGAGAAAAAGAGAACACACUACAAAGGGCGGAAAAGAGCGAAGGUGAGAUACAAGCAUUACAAACAAGACUAGCAAAAGAACAGCAGACGUUUGAACAGAAGUUAGAAGCAGAACGUGAAGAGAUGAACAGGUGGAAAGCCAAGCUGGCACAGAUAGAAAAAGACAGAAUAAGUUGGGAGGAAAAGGAGGAAGAGAGACGAAUAAAACAGGAGAUGGAGGAAAAAGAAAAGGAGCAGAGAGUGCAAGAAGAACUCCUUCAGAAAGAGAUGCAGUUGAGACAGUUAAGACAAAAGAUUGAUGAACUGAAUCAAGAGAAUGAAGUGGAAAAGAGGGCAAAACUACUAAUACAAGAGGACAUUGAACGACGUAUCACCCUCCUAAGAGAGAGUGAGGAGGAGGUGCAGAGACUAAAGAAGAGUUUACAACAGAAAGAAAAUGAAGAAAGAGAACGAGUCCAAUGUGAGAAGGAGGAGAUACUAAGUUUGCGAGAUAAACUGCAGGACGUUGAGCAGAGGAGACAAGAGCUCCUAAACCGUCUUCGAGAGACAGAAUCUGCAUUCGAUAAGGAAAAGCAUCAACGCCGAGAGAAAGAGGAGGAGUUUCUCGAUUGUAACCAGGAGCUGCUGUUGGUCAGGCGUGAGCGGGAUCAAGAAAAGGAGAAUACGGAUGAACUACAGAAGAUAAUAGAUGAACAGGGCAAAGAGGUUAAAACAUUAACGAGAAAUCUUAACGAAAGGUUCGAAGAGGUAGAGAGGUUAACACGGUUGCUACAAGACAGCCGAGGGGAGGCACAGGUGCUUAAGUCCAGCAUAGAGAAGAGUGAAGAGGAAAAAGAAAAAUUGAAUAGGUCUUUGAAUCGGAUUAAAGACGAGAGCAGGCAUCUGGAGACCAAACUGAGAUUUGAGAAAACCGAAGUAGAAAGCCUGAAAGCCAGACUAGGGGAUCUUCAAAAAGGUCAACAAAUCCGGAUGGAGGAGAAAACAGGACGUCUUGAGAAGCUUGGGGCUCGCAUAAGAGAGUUAGAAGAAGAAAGAGACCAUCUGUCUGCGGAGCUUCGAAGGAAAGAAAGAGAGAUUGGGGGUCUGAAAGAUGAAACGCUUAGGGAGAGACGAGAAAAGGAGAGGUUAAGCUCCUCGCUGAAUGAGGCAAAAGAAAGAAGGAGCAUAUUGGUUGCCCAGUUGGAAACUUUACAAGAAGAGGUGGUAAGUCUAGCUAAAACCAAAGAGCAAACCAUGUCAAUGGUCAAGGAACGCGAAGAGCAGAACCAGAAGAUGCGAGAAGGUCUGAUUUCAGGUCUUCAGGAGAUGGCCACUCUGAAGGAAAUGUUGGAGGAGAGUCAUCAUGAAGGAGAGAGACUCAGGACGAUACUACAGGAAAAGAAGGAAGAGCUUGUCCGAAACAAAGAAGAAAGCAUUAGGGCGGCACAGGCUGAAGCUAAAGAUCUUCUUCUAAAAGUUCAGAUAUUGGAGAAGGAGAAACAGGAGCUUAAGGCUGCACACAGACACGAACUGAAGAGGAAAGAGGAUGAAGAAAUGCAAGAAAUUAAAGAAUUAAAGAGAAAAGAAGAAAAGUUAGAGGAAGCAUUUAAGGCCAUGGAGAGCAUCGCAAAGCAGAGAGACGCAGAGCUGACCAGAGCAAGGGCAAGAAUGGAUGUCCUGGAGCAACAGAGGACUGAACUCAGCACAACGGCAGCAGAGAGGACUAGAGAUGCAGAAGAUCUAAGCCAAAAAGUCAGAGAGCUGAGAGAGGAGGUGAACCAACUGAGAGAGGACAAAAUGAGAGAAAAUAAAGAGAAAGAAGUCGUCAAAGAUCUUCUACUAAAAGUUCAAAUAUUGGAGAAAGAAAAACAGGAGCUUAAGACUGCACACAGACAUGAACUGAAGAGGAAAGAGGAUAAAGAAAUGCAAGAAAUUGAAGGAUUCAAGAGAAAAGAAGAAAAGUUAGAGGAAGCAUUGAAGGCCAUGGAGAGCAUCACAAAGCAGAGAGACGCUGAGCUGACCAAAGCAAGGGCAAGAAUGGAUGUCCUGGAGCAACAGAGGACUGAACUCAGCUCAAUGGCGGCAGAGAGGACCAGAGAUGCAGAAGAUCUAAGCCACAGAGUCCAAGAGCUGAGAGAGGAGGUGAACCAACUGAGAGAGGACAAAAUGAGAGAAAACAAAGAGAAAGAAGAAGCCAAAGAUCUUCUACUAAAAGUUCAGAUUUUGGAGAAAGAAAAACAGGAGCUUAAGAUUGCACACAGACAUGAACUGAAGAGGAAAGAGGAUAAAGAAAUGCAAGAAAUUGAAGGAUUCAAGAGAAAAGAAGAAAAGUUAGAGGAAGCAUUGAAGGCCAUGGAGAGCAUCACAAAGCAGAGAGACGCUGAGCUGACCAAAGCAAGGGCAAGAAUGGAUGUCCUGGAGCAACAGAGGACUGAACUCAGCUCAAUGGCAGCAGAGAGGACCAGAGAUUCAGAAGAUCUAAGCCACGGAGUCCAAGAGCUGAGAGAGGAGGUGAACCAACUGAGAGAGGACAAAAUGAGAGAAAACAAAGAGAAAGAAGAAGCCAAAGAUCUUCUACUAAAAGUUCAGAUAUUGGAGAAAGAAAACCAGGAGCUUAAGAUUGCACACAGACAUGUUCUGAAGAGGAAAGAGGAUAAAGAAAUGCAAGAAAUUGAAGGAUUCAAGAGAAAAGAAGAAAAGUUAGAGGAAGCAUUGAAGGCCAUGGAGAGCAUUGCAAAGCAGAGAGAUGCUGAGCUGACCAGAGCGAGGGCAAAAAUUGAUGUCCUGGAGCAACAGAGGACUGAACUCAGCUCAAUGGCAGCAGAGAGGACCAGAAAUGCAGAAGAUAUAAGCCACAGUGUCCAAGAGCUGAGAGAGGAGGUGAACCAACUGAGAGAGGACAAAAUGAGAGAAAACAAAGAGAAAGAAGAUGUGAUUGAGAGACUGGAGCUCCUGAGGAAAACAUUGAAGGAGAAGGAAAAUGAGAUAGAACUUGUGAAGAAGAGAUGUGAAGCAGAAAAACAUGGACGAACGCAAGUAUUGUCAGAGAGACUAAAAGAAAAGGAAACCGAGUUGGAGAGUGUGCGAGAAACAGCCUACAAAGAACAAUGGGCGAGGCUUAGAUUGCAGGAUCAGUUUGAAGAUGAGAAACGCGACACAAAUAGGUUGAGGGAAACAGUGGAAACAUUAGAGAAAGAAAAACAAGAGAUGCAGACCAAACUGGAGGAUGAAGGACGUGUCAGACAAUCUGAAAAGAGCAAAAGACCAAAGCUUGAUAGUGGCCAUGGUACUCUAACAGACUUACUUGAAACAAAUGAUGGACAUCAGUCUCAUGAUAAUGACAAAUGGUUAGGGGAAGAAACACCAGGAAAGCAAAUGACAAAGAAAGAUCAGGAAAUGGACAUGAUGAGGACCAAAGCUCUGCAGAAUGAGAUAGACGGACUGCACUCCACAAUGAAAAACCAGAGCGCAGAGGCAACAGAUAAUGAGGAGAGGCUAAAGAAACAAAUGUCUGUUGUCCUGUCAGAAAAGGAGGAGAGAGACAGACUCCUUAGAGAAAAGGAUAUGGAAGUAUAUGCUCUAAAAGCGAGAGCGGAGGAGCUGUGUAAAGACAGGGACCGGGUCAGGGUGGCUCUGGAGAAAACCGAAGCCAUGCUCAUUUACUAUAAAGAAAGACUGGGACAGCAAGAGCACAAGAAAACCCAACCAGGAGCGGAUGUGUCACGGGAGAUUGAACCAAAUACCCAGAGCAUAGAUGAGGUGAACACAGACUCUGAUGCGCCGAAUCGUCUAGCGGCUAUGCAGCAGGCCGUGGCCCAGCUGGAGGUGGAACAAAGCCUUCUGCAGAGGAGAAACACUCAUCUAGAGAAGAAGACUGAGAGGUUACGAACUGAGCGGCAGCACCUGAGAGAGACCUUGACACAGGUCGAGCUGGAGAGAGGCAAACUUAGGCAUCAGCUGUCACUGUCAGAAGCAGGAAUUCCGAGCCUGACAGGUGGUGCCGACAAGGAGGAGCUGAAACAUAUCAAAAUUCGUGCCAAUGAGCUAGAAGAACAGGUUCACCAUCUGCGUCUCAUUUUGGCUGCUGAUCAUAAGCAGAAAGCAGAGUUUAUAGAUCGCUCCCUGAAGAACAGUCAGAGUGUGAUGUCACUCAGACAGGAUCUAAAUGAAUCUCUAGCAGUGGUGUCCCAGCAUCUCGUCCCAUCUGUGCUGGAGUCAGAGACACAGAGGCUGGACAGGAGCCUCCAAGAGCAAGAGCUCAGACUGUCUCUCAGCCAAAGCUAGAGGAAACAAACACAAUCCUAUAGUAUUAUCAUUAACAUAUUGUUUAUUUGACACAAUAUCUUUGCACUUGACAAAAUUUCAGAAUAAACUUUCUGUUUUUCUGGGAGUGUGCCUAACAUUCCUUUUGAAACAAGAGACUCAGGACUUGAAACGUAUGAGCUUACAACCUUAUUUACAUGUGUAUUUAUGUGUAUUUGAUUAUUUUUGUCAUAAUUUCUUAAAUACUAAUAAGCAUCAUCUUAUAUGUAAUGGUUUAAGCUACUUUUUCAAUGUCUGAAGAGCUGUUACUUCCUGACAGACUCCUUUUACAUCAUUUACAUAUCUAAUGUAACCAGCUAAAAGCUUUACAGUUUUGUUUACUUUUUUAAAGCUAUUUUGUCAGUGUUAUUAUCUGUGCAAUAUAAGAGUUCUAUUUAAUGAAAUAUAAUAAUAUGUGUUCUUUUUAUAUGAUCAAUUUGAUUCAAAAUCACGUCCGUCACUGCCACCUUACUAAUAUUUCAAAUAUUUGACACUGUUGUUAUUACAUUGCUUUUUUGUUUUUUGUUGCCAUUCAAUAUGUUGUUAAGUUUUAAUUAAAGACUACAUGAUUUAAAAU
This is a messenger RNA of Paramisgurnus dabryanus, 8762 nucleotides long. The record is from RefSeq and is a predicted model, not a curated record. Lineage: Eukaryota; Metazoa; Chordata; Actinopteri; Cypriniformes; Cobitidae.